Molecule: messenger RNA, 2704 nt
Organism: Ostrinia furnacalis (Asian corn borer)
Lineage: Eukaryota; Metazoa; Arthropoda; Insecta; Lepidoptera; Crambidae
Gene: FDL
Product: fused lobes
Exons: 7
Coding region: 756-2645 (629 amino acids)
Biological process (GO): protein deglycosylation; carbohydrate metabolic process; glycosaminoglycan metabolic process
Cellular component (GO): plasma membrane
Molecular function (GO): beta-N-acetylglucosaminidase activity
Source: RefSeq, a predicted model, not a curated record
GCAGUCAACCCGUCGUCGUCGCCGCUUGGUACGGUUGUCUCGCCAUCUCGCUUGCUCAUACCCGAUUCUUCUCCCGGGAAAAGUCUUUUGCGUGCGCAUAAUUUGUGUUGGAUAACUCCAAUAUAUCGUGAUUUUAAGCAAGUUUAAAUUAUUUUAAAUAAAGUGUGAAACACAAAGUGUUACAGAUAUAUUUUUAUAUAAAUCAAAGCUUUCUCUUCUAAAUCGUGAAGGAUUUUUUGAUGCGAGUGAGCGUGAGGUUAACCUGUUUCUGUCAAACGUCAUUGUUGUUUUGAUAGAAUCGGUAAAAAAACGAAAAUUUAAAUUAAAAGGACUCGUAUGACGGAUUGAUUAAAGUUCAAUUAAACCAGCAGCUUCAGUGACGGAAGUUAGUGAUGAUAAAAAGAGAUAAAUGUUGAAAUUAAAUAACAGUGUAUGAAUCGUAACCCGACUUAGUGACAGUGGGAUCUUGUUUUGAUAAAUAAUAUUAGUAAUUUUGUUAUUACGAGUCCAGACAAUCAGUGGAUUUGUGUGGGUGCUUUGUGCGUUAUUUACUGCCACUUUGAAUUGGCUAAACGAGGAUACGUCUGCUUCACUUCUGUGAUAAAUCAAUGAAAUGUCGACAGCACGAAUAAUGGCGACCACAACCAAAUAAUGCUCAAACAACGCAGGCUCUUAGACCUCAACAUUGAAACUGUUAUGGUAAGCAGCCUUUUCGAUGACCACUUUAUAGUUCGAGUGCAAAACUGACGGCCGCCAUGAAGUCGUGGGGCGAGGCGCUGACACGCGGCGCGUCGGCGCACCUGCCUCGAGUGGGGCGUCUGCGCCGUGCGCUGGUGUUGCUGGCACUCGCCGCCUGCACGGCCGCGGCGCUGCUGUACUGGCGCCAGCAGAGCAACGAGCUGGCCCACCGCCCGCUGCACAACUUGUACAGCGGAUCCGAGCCCACAUGGACGUGGAUAUGCCGAAACGAGCGCUGCGAACGAAUGCUCGCGUCCGAAUCGAGCACGCUGCAGUCGCUGCCGACCUGCAACAUGCUGUGCGCGUCCACGCAGCUGUGGCCGCAGCCCACCGGGCCCGUCAGCCUUGCCACCGCCGCCGUGCCCGUCCGAGCAGACGGCUUCUCCCUCAAAGUCACCGCCACUACCUCGAAAGACGUCACCACCCACCUCCAGGGAGCCUUCGAACUCAUGACGGAAGACAUGCGCACUCUAGAAAAAUCAAUCAACGGAGAAAUACGACGCAACGACAUCGGCUCCCCUCGUAACGUCCUCGUCCGCGUCGCGGUCAAUGGCUCUGCCGAUCCCCGCAUGAGGCUCAACACCGACGAAAGCUACAAACUGUCUCUCCGGCCGACUGGGAACAAUCUAGUGGUCGACAUCAUCGCGCACUCCUUCUGCGGCGCCAGACACGGGCUCGAAACCCUCUCCCAACUAGUCUGGCUCGACCCCUACGCUGGGUCGCUCCUCAUCCUCGAAGCGGCGACGGUCGAUGACGCACCCAAGUUCGGCUUCAGGGGGCUACUCUUAGACACGGCACGUAACUAUUUUCCGUUGCCCGAGAUAAUGCGCACGAUAGAUGCCAUGGCCGCCUGCAAGCUCAAUACGUUCCACUGGCACGUGAGCGACUCGCAGUCGUUCCCGUUAAGACUGAACAGCGUGCCUCAGCUGGCGCAGCAUGGCGCGUACGGUCCAGGAGCUAUCUACACCAUGGACGACGUGAAAGCGGUCGUGCACCGCGCCAAACUCCGCGGAAUCAGAGUUCUGCUAGAAGUGGACGCGCCGGCGCACGUAGGACGGGCAUGGGGCUGGGGCCCGGCGGCCGGCCUCGGGCACCUCGCCUACUGCAUCGAGGUCGAGCCCUGGAGCUACUACUGCGGCGAGCCCCCGUGCGGGCAACUGAACCCCAAAAACCCGCACGUGUACGAUUUACUCGAGCGAAUCUACGCGGAAAUAAUCGAGGUGACCGGCGUCGACGACCUGUUCCACUUAGGCGGGGACGAGGUCUCCGAGCGGUGCUGGUCGCAGCACUUCAACGACACGGAUCCGAUGGAGCUGUGGUUGGAGUUCACGCGGCGCGCGAUGCGGGCUCUCGAGCGCGCCAACGGCGGGAAGGCGCCUGAGCUCACGCUGCUUUGGUCGUCGCGGCUGACGCGCUCGCCGUACCUCGAAAGACUCGACUCGAAGUCGAUAGGCGUGCAAGUGUGGGGCGCGUCCCGCUGGCCGGAGUCGCGCGCGGUGCUCGACGCGGGCUUCCGCUCGGUGAUCUCGCACGUGGACGCGUGGUACCUCGACUGCGGCUUCGGCUCGUGGCGCGACAACUCCGACGGGCACUGCGGCCCGUACCGCUCGUGGCAGCAGGUGUACGAGCACCGGCCGUGGGCGGAGGAGCCGGGGCCCGCGUGGCGUGUGGAAGGCGGCGCCGCCUGCCAGUGGACGGAGCAGCUGGGCCCGGGCGGGCUGGACGCGCGCGUUUGGCCGCGCUCGGCCGCGCUCGCCGAGCGGCUGUGGGCCGACCGGGCCGAAGGCGCGGCGGGCGACGUGUAUCUACGGUUGGACACGCAGCGCGCGCGGUUGGUCGCGCGAGGCGUGCGCGCGGCGCCGCUGUGGCCUCGCUGGUGCUCGCACAACCCUCAUGCGUGCCUCUAGCCGGAAACCACGCCCGCGCCGCCCGCGCCGGCGCCCGCGCGGGCCCCUAGCGCCGUCGG